This is a messenger RNA of Poeciliopsis prolifica (blackstripe livebearer), 3570 nucleotides long. Its product is annotated as Glyco_hydro_56 domain-containing protein. The transcript has 7 exons. Gene Ontology annotation, molecular function: hyalurononglucosaminidase activity. The record is from RefSeq and is a predicted model, not a curated record. Lineage: Eukaryota; Metazoa; Chordata; Actinopteri; Cyprinodontiformes; Poeciliidae. Bases 453 to 2066 code for a protein of 537 amino acids. Gene Ontology annotation, biological process: hyaluronan catabolic process; carbohydrate metabolic process.
GUGAACGCACGCAUGAUGCUGUCCAAGCAUCCUUCAAUCUCCUGGAAAGACCUCAAAUGACUUCUCUAUCUCUGCUUGGCUUCCUCUUAUACCUCUUUUAUAUCUUUCCUUCUUAGUUUUUUCACCUUCUCUUCCUCUCCUGACACCUUUUAAUUCUCUUGACUAUUUCUGUCCCCUUAUCUCCUUUUCUUCCUCCUCGUCUUUUCCUGUCUGCCUUCUCCGGGUGUGAGAAGCCUCCUUCUGCUGCAUGUUUUUGCAUGAACAGCUCACCCAUGCCCUCACAAAUCCAGCGGUAUUCACUGCCUUUUGUAUCCAGGGGAGUAAACAAUGAAACUGAAGACGGAAGAAGACCCAUUUCAGAGCCAGGAGCAGAAACGUCCCAAUAGAGGACUCAGGAAUAUUAGCCUGGCAACAUGAUUGGCUGUGAGGGCCUGAACAGCUGAGCUGCAUCAAUGGCGUGGGCCGAACCUCAGCACCAUCCAGAUCCACAGCCGCUACCAAAACAGACACAGCGCACACUUCUGUUUCACUCGUUUUUACUCCUGUUCUUGAUCGAUUCCUUUGCUAAUGCUGGUCCAGCAGAGCCCGCCCGUCUCCCACUCCUGUCCGGACAGCCUUUCAUUAUCUUCUGGGGGAUCCCAGACUCUUCCUGUGCCGGUCGCCUAAACCCUACGACCUUUGGCAUGGAACGGGAGGGUCGAGUAGCCGUCUUUUACGAGGAUUCGCUGGGUAACUACCCAUAUUUUCUGGACAAAAACACACCAAUCAACGGAGGGAUUCCACAGUACACAAGACUGGAUGGCCAUGUGCAGAAGACGAAGCAAGACUUGGAGGCGGCUUUGCCCGCGCCCCGGUACCUCGGCCUGGGGGUCCUCCGUUGGGCCGAAUGGGUCCCCCAGUGGUCAAGAAACCAAGAGAAACAAGCAAUGUACCUGGAGGCUUCCAGGAAACUGCUCCGGAGUUUCUUCCCGAAAUGGACCUCGGAGGAAGUGGAGAAGUGGUCACGGGUGGACUUUGAGGCAGCAGCUCAGUCAGUCAUGGUGGAGACUCUGCGGGAGGUUAAAAGGUUGAGGCCCAAAGCAUUGUGGGGAUUCUCCCCUUACCCGAGCUGCUAUAACAGUGACCCCGCCCAGACGCAGUCAGCCAAUUACAGCAGCCAGUGCCCCCCUACAGAGAUGGCCCUCAACGAUGAGCUUCUGUGGCUGUGGAAAAGAAGCUCUGCGCUCUUCCCCCUCCUGACCCUGGAGAAGCGACAGGGUGGGACAGCGGCAGCCAGGUCCUUCUUGUCAAGUCAAAUAAAAGAAGCGCUGCGAGUUGCAUCGGCGGCUGGAGCAGAGUUUGAUCUGCCUGUUUUUCCUCUGGUAAAGAGCGUGUAUGAUUCAAGCAAAACUUUCCUAUCACAGGCUGACCUCAUCAACACUAUAGGAGAAUCUGCUGCCAUGGGAACAGCAGGAGUUGUCAUCUGGAAUAGAAGUGAGAUGAAAACAGAGAGAGAGUGCCAAGACCUGGCAGUGUUUGUCCGUAAAGUCCUGGGCCCUUACACCGUCAACGUUACCGCAGCAACUCAGUCCUGUUCCUCCUCCCUCUGUCAGGGGAAAGGUCGCUGUGUUCGUCAAAAUCCAGACAGCUCCGCCUACCUCCACCUACCGACCCAACCCAGUGCUGCAGACAAGACAACCGAAAAGGCAGAGGGAGCAGAAGCCACCCAACAGCCAGAUGCAGAGACUAAAUCGGCUGAACCAGAUCCAGCUGAGAUCUGGAAGAAAGACUUCCAGUGCCAGUGGUACAAGAGUGCAGAUGGGGAAAUCUCUGAGCGGCUGCCCCCCAAGGACGGCGUGUCUGUUGGAGGAAAAGCUGAAGGAAGCGCUGGGAACACAGCGGAGACCAGGACGUCUUCCACGACAAAAAGUGCCUCUGACGAUCUGUUUAGAGGAAGUGAUUUUCCUGCUACUGGAAGUCAAACAGUUUCCCUAGAGAUACAGACAGACAAUGGUACGAACCUACUGGCUGCCCCAACCCUACAAACUUUGCUUCUGCUGCUGGGGGCUGGAUGCUUAUGCCUGUGACCUUAAAAUAAAAAACUAACCCAGUCUUCUGCAAAGAAGGUCAAGAUGUAAACUGCAAGUACAAAUCUCAAUCAAGUGCCUUUUAUAAUCGUCUCUGACAGCUGUAGGAUUGCUGCUUUUAGCUAAAUUACUCACUUUCUUUUAACAAAGGAAUUCAAACUAUAUUUAGAGCCGAUAUCACUGAAUGUGCCAAGACACUGAGGGAAGGGAAAGAGCAGGAAACGGCUAGUAUAAAGGUUCAAGUACGAUGGCAAAGUGGCAAACUUUGUUUUAUGGUGAGGAAAGCUAAUGUCUGUUAAUAUAGCGCUAAAUCCCAAAUAUUGCUAAUUUAAUCUCAGCUUUCCAGACUCUGAAGACGUUUUUCUGCUGAUUCCAGGUGGUAUGAUGUGAAUUUCAGGCAAAGUGACUAUUACUCCAAAUAAAUAAUUCACUGAAUUCAUCCUAUCUUUGGAUAUCUUUCACUUCAAAAAAAAAAACUCUUCAAAAAGCUUCCACUUUUAGCUGGUCUUCAAUUGAUUGUAUUCACACCGCUUUCUUUUAUGAGCUCGUGGUGUUUUAUGGCUGAUCCAUACUUUUGUAAUUUAUGUUGUUAGCAUUAUUUAUAUCUUGUCGGUGCAGAACAGUGAUGUAUUAAAUCUGCUUUAAAAACUGAAUAAAAAUUCAAGAAAAAAGUGAGCUCAAACAAGAACGAGGCAGCGUUAAUAGAUACUACAAAAGAUAUUUAGCUCUAUUAUAUAUAUCUAAAGGAUUAAUAAAUCCAGUCAUGUUCCAGAUAUUGUUUCACAUGGGAGCUCCUCUCUAAUGUCAGAUAUCACACAGUGAACAGACCCAUCAUGGAAAACAACUUUCGAAUUGCAUUUCCUCCAAAGCUGGAAGUAAAUUCACUGAGCAAAGAUUAAAGUCAAGGGAUGUUCUUGUUCUCACAGCUGCCAAUGACUAGUUUAAACACAAAAGUCACAGAACAUGAAUUUCCAACCUUCUCUGGGCUACAAUUUUUGACAAAGUUGUACAAAAAAAAUCUAAAUUUACAGACAUUAAAGCUUGUAUGAAAAAAAAUUGCUGAAUUUCUGAGAUCUUUGGCCUCCCCUGUCUGAGUUUUGGUGAAACUACACCAGGACCUCAUUACAAUUUUAAAAAAAAAAGAAGAUUUAUUAACCUUUUUAGUAUGAGGCAUAACCCAUGAUUAGAUGUGCAAAAGGAAACAAAACAGUUAUAUACACAGAUUCAACUGUAUAACAGAAGGGAAAUGAUUGUAUCAUUUCUUUUGUAUCUUUUAUUUUUUUAUAUUUGUAUUAGCUGAUUUAGAAAACCCUGUGUUGUUUUUGCUGCUUAAUGUUGGCACUUUUUAACAUUUUUGUAGCAAAUGUAAGCACCAAUAAGGAGCACAGAAGAGCUGAAUUUUUAACUACCUCCUCGUUUAUGUAUAUUCAAUACAUAAAUGUUUUUGGACAUUUAACUAUGAAGCCAUGCAGGCUGCAUAAUGAAGAUGUGCAUCUUGUUUGCU